Molecule: messenger RNA, 2250 nt
Organism: Lepidothrix coronata (blue-crowned manakin)
Lineage: Eukaryota; Metazoa; Chordata; Aves; Passeriformes; Pipridae
Exons: 2
Coding region: 645-2198 (517 amino acids)
Source: RefSeq, a predicted model, not a curated record
UGUGGCAGAAUUCGGUAAACUAAAAUAUGUGCAUGUGUCUAUUGACACAUUCUCUAGAAUGAUUGUGGUCACCGCGCAUCCUGGAGAAAGGAGUAGCCAUGUCAAGAAACACUUCCUGUCUGCUUUCGCAAGGAUGGGAGUUCCCAAACAAAUAAAAACAGACAAUGGACCCUCCUAUGUGUCUGCAGACACGAAGAAGUUUCUUGAACAAUGGGGGAUACAACAUAUCACUGGAAUCCCUCACAAUCCCACGGGACAGGGUAUAGUGGAGAGAGCACACCAAAAUGUCAAAAAUUUACUAAAAAAACAAAAAAGGGGGAGUAUUGGCUUGUCCCCUCAAGAAAGAUUGGAAAAAGUAAUGUAUGUCUUAAAUUUUUUGAAUAUAAUGGAAGAAACGGACACUCACUUAAACAAAAGUCCUGUUGACCGACAUUUUAGAACCGUUUCUCCAACUUCGUCAGAAUAUAAAGCAAAAAUAAUGUACAAAGAUCCUUUAACAGAAAGAUGGACGGGCCCUUUCCCCUUAAUCACCUGGGGAAAGGGCUACGUGUGUAUUGCAGGCUCCGAAGGACCAAAGUGGGUCCCUGCUCGGCGGAUUAAGAUCGCCCAAAGUUAAAGAAGAAGAACACGGAAAGAAGAUCUCCAUGCUGCCGCUUCACUAUCUCCUCCUGAUCUUCAUAGCCAUCGGGUUCGUCCCUCCUCGCGACACGAUACCCCUGUGGGAGUGGAUGAACCAACCCGACGAGAACUUGUGGGUAACGCUGGCCAAGGCCACAGGCACGGGCACCUUGUGCCUGUCCUUGGCCAGUGCUGGAAGCCCCUUCCGUACAUGCCUCGUGGGGAUCCCCAUCACCCCCGCGGAAUGGAGCUCUUUCGUGUCUCAGACACGGAAUAAGGGAGCCGGCCCACUCAACUCCCCCAAUUUGGCUCAGACGAUUGCAGCACUUAAUUUUAUUGACAUUCCGUUCCAAGAGAUUGAUUUAUUAGGCUCAAUACCCACCGUUGCUUGUAUUAUUUUUCAUCGUUAUACCCAACCCCUCUUAUUUACUCCCUACAAUGUGACUGCCAACAAGCCGCUUUACCGUGGGACCUCUUCGCCGUGGUGCAAUAAUUCAAUUGCGACCACUAUCCCGACGGAGCAUGUUCCUCGGAACAUGAAGUUUCCGAAGGGAUAUUUCCUAUUGUGCGGAGAUCGGGCAUGGCCAGGUAUUAGGGCCUACCCUGAGGGAGGACCGUGCACAGUAGGAAAGUUAGCCUUAUUCAACCCGGCGAAGUUUGAAUUGGACAAUAAGGUCGUAAUUGCGAAAAAUCAACAUAAAAGGUCCCUUCGGGAAAAGUGGAGUUGGUUUCCUAACAUCCAAAAAGAGACAGAGCAAUGGAGACUCCCUAAACCCCAGCCUGCCCCAAAACCAGUCUCCAGACCUGUCCAAACUCCAAAGGUUUCCCAAAUCCCAAAAAUCUCCCCCCAACAAUUUGGCUCAAAAACUGUAUAUGUCCCACCACCACCACAUGUGAGUGUUGGAGAGCCACACAACUGGCCCACACCUCUGCCCUUCCCAGAGGACUGUGACUCUAAUAUUCACAUCUGGUCGAGGGUCAAGAACUUUUGGGCGUCCUUCCCUAUCCCUGGGAUAGGAACCGCACACGCUCUUUCUCUCCUAACGCACCUAGGAUGCUGGUUGACUAAGGAGGCGAACGCUACCACCAGAGCGAUUGAGGGUCUGCUGGAGGACACCCAAAAGUUGAAAGAGGUUAGUUUACAGAAUCGAGCAGCCAUUGACUUCCUUCUCUUAGCACACGGCCACGGGUGCCAAGAAUUUGAAGGAAUGUGUUGCAUGAAUUUCUCUGACCAUGCCGAGUCAAUCCAUCAGAGUAUCAACCAGCUAAAAGGUCUGGUCAGAGAAAUUCACCAAGAUAAAAGUAAAGGCCUCGAUAACCUCUUUGAUUGGCUUCAACUACCAAAUUUUCCUAACUGGUCUAAAAAACUCAUAAUGUUAAGCCUUUUAUUUCUUUUCGGUUUCGUUUCUAUUUGUGCUAUUUUGCCAUGUUUGAUUUUGUGUUUACGGAAACUGCUGCUGAGCACGAUCGAAGCUAACAUCGCUGCUGCUCAAUCAAACAAAGAAGGGGGAGAUGUUGAGGAACAUCGAACCGAGUGGGAAGAGCUCCAGGCAUGGAGGAGGAUUUAUAACCCAGAAUAAGACUCUCCACACGUAAAAAGGAUACUAUUUCACUGGACUUUUCACUACUUUA